AUCUAAUUCUCGGAGAGUUGUAGGUAAUUGCUGGAGCGUGGCGACCCGCUGAACCCCUGUAACUGAGCUCAAAGAACCGAUGUAAAGAGUACACCCCCACCAGCACACACGCGCUCACACGCACGCACAAAAUCACACACAGAGGGAGAGCGAGAGAGCGCGAGAGAGAGGGAGAGAGAUAGAGAGAGGGAAUUAACCCCGCGCGCAGUCCCGGCGCAAGAAGAAGAGGAGGAGGAAGAGGAGUACAGAGCGCGCGCUGGAGGCGACACCUGUCAGUCCGUUUCCAAACAUCUACUGGUUGUUUAAAGAAAAAGAGAAAAAACCUGAGACCACCCGAGGACCCGCGGGAUUAACCGAGGCGGACAUAGAGGCUGGCCGCACAUACCGCCGCUGUUUGCCGCUCGGGGGAGAGACGGACACGGAGUGGAGACAGAAGCGUGUGGCGGCGCCGUUAUGACAAGACGUGCCCGAGUUAAAGUGGAGGAGUUGACGCAGGUUAGAUGUCGAGUGAUUGACGGAGAGAGAGAGAAGGAACGGGACUUUAUCUGAGGUUGGUGCUCGAUGACACUUGUCCAGCUUUCCUGCUGAAGCAAACAUCACUGACGUCCACCUUCAGGAUAACAGACAGCAGCCCGCUUCACUAAUCUGUGGGCGAACUUUUCACAUCGAGCCACGUGACCGACCAUCAUCACAGCGCAACUGAGGACAACAGACAGUAAACACUCUCAUUAGGCUUCGCUGCGUCACAAGUGGAUCUGUCUCAAGUGACAAAGAAGCGAUCAAACAUUUAACAGAGGAAAAGAGCCCAACUCUUACAGCCUGUAUUCAGCAUCAGGUCAACCUGUCCACGACAGCCUCCACACGUGCUCACUACCAUCACCAAACUGUGAAUUUUAUGUUGUCGUAAUUGUGACAAUACAACAAAUAAUAUCGGAUAAAAUUUUCCUAAAGACCUUUUUACUGGAUUUUUGUGAGCACUGGAAGCCCCACGUACUCUCAUCCCACUGCCAAUUAAUUAAGACCAGGACCUGGCAAUUCAAAGCAAGCGUAGAACUAUCGUCCCAAUUUUUGCAUGACCCACUGAUUGCAUGAAUAUCUAGGAUUACUUUUGACUUCGAAGAAGGACCCCUUGAGCCCCCAACCAUCUUCUGGCUGUCUCCCAGACUGUAGCAUUUGGGUGUGGAGGAGUUGUUUCAGAAUAAGGCCUCUGGACACCCAUUGAAGAUGACUUGAGUUGGCAGGCAUAAAAACCCUUUACCAAAAAAGAAGAAAAACAAAUUACCCAGAGAGAGAGGGAGCUUGGCAGCAGGACACACAAACACAAAUGUGGGUGCCGGGGCGGCUUUGAGCCAUGCUGGUGUCUCUGGUUGCGGAGCCCUGGAGUACAGGCUAUCAUCAUCCCUAUCAUCAUUCAACCAAGCUGAGGAAGAUUCGACGGCCCGAAGGAACCCGGCGACACUUCUGAACAAUUCAAAGAAUCUGAGCUUACACACAGAGAUCCAGAGCGUCGUCCUCCAUCACACAUACAGACAGUCUCACGCUAAACCUUGAUUCAGAAAAGACAAAACUGCAGCGGCAGACGUGAAAGGCACAGAAACUGAGCAGGAGCUGUGUACCAACAUGGCAGCUGAGAGUCUUGCUGAGCUCCGCGACUGGCUCUUUCUGCUUCUCCUGUGCCUCACCUUAUUGGCUGAGGUGCUGGAACUGGCGGCAGCGGCAAUUGCCAUGGAGACGGGCGAGGGAGAUGAGGGCAUUGUUUGUCCCUCAGUGUGCCGCUGUGAUGAGGGCUUUAUCUACUGCAAUGACCGUGGCCUCAGCCUAAUUCCUCCACUACCGUUAACAGCUGCCAUCCUCUACUUGCAGAGCAACCGGCUGAGUAAUGCCGGACUGCCUCCCUCACUGGAACGUAGUAAUUCUAUACGAGUGAUUUACCUGUAUGCUAACCAAUUAGAUGAAUUCCCUUUACAUCUCCCGCCUUCAUUACGAGAGCUUCACUUGCAGGAUAAUAAUAUACGAACGUUACCGCGGUCAAGUUUGGCCAAAUUACCAUUGCUAGAACGUUUACACCUGGAUGAUAACUCGAUAUCAACGGUUAGCAUUCAGGAGAGAGCUUUUUCGGGGACUCCAAGGCUUCGACUGCUGUUCCUGUCUCGAAACCACCUGUCAAGCAUCCCUGCGGGCAUGCCAGCUUCCUUGGAAGAGUUGCGACUUGACGACAACAGAAUCAGCACCAUCCCCACACAUGCCUUCCGGGGGCUUUCCUCACUGCGACGCUUAGUCCUGGAUGGGAACCUGUUGGCCAACACACGCAUUGCAGAUGACACCUUUUCCCGUCUCUCCAACCUGACGGAGCUGUCGCUGGUCAGGAAUGCCCUGCAGUCACCACCUGUCAAACUGCCUUCAGCUCACCUGAUAAAACUCCAUUUGCAAGACAAUGGAAUGACCCACAUACCAAGGGGGGCACUUGAUGGGAUGCGGCGGCUACAGAGGCUGGACCUGUCAGGAAACAAUCUUACCAGUCUCCCCCGAGGACUUCUGAAGGACACAGAAAGCCUUGAGAUGCUACUAGUGCGAGGAAACCCCUGGUACUGUGGUUGCAACCUUCGCUGGCUACACGCCUGGCUGCACAGCCGGGGGGCAGGAGUGACAGUCAGAGGUCUGACUUGUCAAGGGCCUGAGUCUGUAAGGGGCCAGAUCUUGCGAGACCUAAAUGACCUGAUGGAGCAGUGUGAAGGCCCUCCUGUUGGUCCCAGCACUGGAGUCGGGGUGAACCCAGCAGAAAAAGAUGGAGGAAGUGAAGAUGGUGUUGGAGGCGGACAAGCAGUGGCUUCUGAGCCACAUGGCAGCACCACCACUUCCUCUCUGUUGGUCUCCACACAAGGUUCCCUCUUUACUCUGCGAGCCAAGCGGCCGGGCAUUGUUAUGCCUCUGCCUCCCAGUGAAGGAGGACAUAUAUCUGGCGAGGCCUUGGAGCUGACUGUAAAACCUCUCUCUUCAGACAGUGUACUGGUCAGUUGGCUGUGUCCACAACCAGUACCCUCCUUCCGCUUGUCGUGGCUGAGAUUGGGUAGCAGUGCAUCUCUUGGUUCAAUAACAGAGACUUUGGUUCCUGGGGAGAGGACACAGUAUCUCCUUAACCAGCUCAGCCCACACUCACAUUACCUCAUCUGCCUGUUGCCACUACGACAAGAGCACUCAUUUGGGGGUUCUAGCAUGGGUUCAUCGCGAUCUGGCAGCAUGGAUACGGACAGUAAAGACUCAGCCCCUGCUUGUGCUCAAAUAGAGACUGGAGAUGCUCUGAUUAGCUCAGGAGGGGAGGGGUCUGAUAAAGAUGGCCAGGACUCAGAGAUAACAGCCCUGCCAUUAGCUGGGAUCAUAGGGGGUGCUACAGCAUUGGUAAGCCUGUUGUUGAUAUUUGGCAUCUUCUGCUGGUAUGGACAGAGGGCAGGUUACAAGUCUGGGGACUCGGGCACAUACAGCAGGGGCCGAGGUGGAAAAACUUAUGAUGACUAUGUAGAAUCGGGCACGAAGAAAGACACUUCCAUUUUAGAGAUUAGGGCCCCUCCUCCAGGGUUUCAGAUGACAACUAUGGCCCAUCAGCCACUUCAACCGAAGCUGGAGGAUGUCACCUAUAUCCACACAAUUUUCCCCUCCUCUUCUUCUUCCUCCCAAGCUAACGGGACCUACCGGAGCACCCUCGGGGCUGGCAGCCUAAAUGGCACCAUUCUCAGCCAAACCAGCCACCAUCAUGUCACUUAUGGCACCAACCGUGGCUACAGAGAUGGUGGUAUCCCCGACAUAGAUUAUGUCUACACGUGAUGAUACAGGGACACUGUCCUUAAGCCAUGUAUGCCAGAGGUCCCAUUUAGGAUGACGACCCUUGGCUAUUGGCCAUUUUGUCCUUGGUUUCCAAAGUACCCUCUGUGCCUCUGCUGGUUCAAUUCUGAUUGGUUUGUUUAGUAGAAAAGCCUGAUUUUAGUAAUGCUGAUUGGGCAUUGCUAUUGAGUGACAGAAAUUACUGUCCUGCUAUACUCUGCUACUGUAUACAACAAUGUACGGUAGGCCUUUUCAACUCUACUUAUAGUUAUGAAUGGUUACGUUUUCUCUUUUGGAUAUCUCAGUGUCUUUCAAGUUCUUCUAAGCUCAUAAUAUUACACAGUAACUUAUUUGAGGUUGAUAUAAUAGGCUGUAGCUGAUUUAGCAGGAGAUAUAUUUAUUAUAUGAGGAAAAGGCACUUGAUGUGUAUAGCGAUAGCUCUCGUAUCUCCCUACCAACUGUAAGCUCUGUGCUGUAUAGAUAAAAAGGAUAACAGAGGGAGAAUUCAAUUGUUGUUAUAACCCACAGAUGAAAAUGCAUCAUGGUUGACAUGAAAAGAUGUGUUUCUAGUCCCCUCCGUUCCCCUACUUUUUAAUUUGUUCUCCUUUCCGUCCCUUUUUUUGGCUGAGACUCUUUCCUUUUAUUUCUCUCAUGUCUGUCGUUAGCAGAGGACGACUUUGUUCUCUCCAUGGGAGCUGACAGAAGUGAUAAUAGUCCUGACAGAGACUGGAGACACAAACCACAGCAUGGGAAGACUAAUGAGAGGGAGAGAGAGAGAGAGAAAGAGAGAGAGGGAGUGGGGGUGAUAAAUGGAUUGAUGGAUGGAGGGGGAAAACAUGAAAGAAGACAAGCGGGAAAGAGAAGGGUGCCAGUCUGGGCUGAGAAAGGUGUGUUGGCUCAAGGCAGAGAGUGAGGACAGAAGAGUGGAAAAAAAGGCAGAUAAGUAAAAAGCAGGAUGUGUUACAAAUGCAGCGGCAGGAGGUAAAAAAGCACACAAAAGGAAAAAAAGGAUGGGGGAUCGAGAAGCGUGCGGGCGGGGCAAAGCAGAGGGGUGACAACUGGAGUAAUGUAACAUCAUCAUCCCAAAAAAUGGCUCAAGUUCUACCCACAGUGUAUCCACGACUGCACUCAGCUAAAAAAUUGUGAUAACAGGCUGCACUCUUCUUUCCAAGACUGAAGUAUCAGCUGCCAGUGAGUGAUCAUUAUCAUAACAAGUCAAAGACUCAAAUAAUCAUACCUGAGCUUUCACCUUACGUAACAUGUUUCAUCAUCAAAACAUAGACGUUUACACCCUUUACUCAAAAAUCUGAAAAUCAGAGCAAAACACGAAAGAAAUGUCAACACUGUAGGAAAAAUGACAGGCUUGUGAAAAGCGGCUGUAAAACAGCUCCCUCUCAGAUUGUUAAAAAUGUACAGCAUGUUCCCAGUUUCUCUUGUAGACUGGUCUCAUUAUUAAAUUACAUUUGCAAAUGAAGACAGAGAAAUAAAAGUCUUAUUAUAGUAACCCAUUAUCAUCAAGAGGCUGGCUAAAUUUUUUUAAUAAAACUUUGAAGCAGCUAAUAAUCUCUUAGUGGAAAUCAGAACUACUGUGGUCUUUUGGCAAAAAAUUUCACUCACAAAUAAUUAAUUUCAAUCUUAUUAAUAAAACCGUUUUACCAUUUUUAUUGCAUUAGGAAAAAAAAAUCUACAUACAAGAGGGUAUGAUUAGAAGAAAACACGUAUAUACAUAGAGCACUACUGGCUUUUGAAAAAAAUAAAGACCAAAUGAGAAAUUGUAUAACUUCGUCACAAUGAUGUAGACAUCUGUUUAAACUCCUGUGUUGUCAUCAAGUAUAAUUGCCUGUUUAUUUUGAAUCUGCAACAAUCAUUUUCUAAGCAAAAAAUAAAAAAAACAUGUUUCACCGUCUUAAUUGAGAGUAUUUUCUACUUUUCUUGUGAAUAAGAAAAUGUUUUAACCAUCAUUUAGAUUAAAUGUCAUCACCUGGGGCAGUUUUAA
Messenger RNA from Platichthys flesus (European flounder), 5812 nucleotides. It is a transcript of the gene flrt1b, whose product is annotated as fibronectin leucine rich transmembrane protein 1b. Bases 1621 to 3819 code for a protein of 732 amino acids. Gene Ontology annotation, molecular function: protein binding. NCBI's taxonomy places the organism in Eukaryota, Metazoa, Chordata, Actinopteri, Pleuronectiformes, Pleuronectidae. The record is from RefSeq and is a predicted model, not a curated record. The transcript has 3 exons.